GCAAUCCCCCGUCUCUCUCCCUCGCUCCCUCUUGCUCCCUCUCUCUCCCUCACACUCUCUCCGCUCACACACUCACACACGCAGAGGUACCGGAGCGAAAUUGGGAGCUUACCGGAGAAUCCUUGGGAUCGUUGCGGGGGGGGGGGGGCACCUCUCCUCCGUUGCUGCGCGUCGCGUGUCUCGUCCCUACACCUCCCCGCUUCCCCGAACCCCAGUCCUCGCCUUCAGCCAGUCUUGGGGCAGCGGCCACCGCUCAGCCUCGGCCCGGAGACCCGAAAUGUGAGGAGGGGCCGCUGCAGUCUCCCGCCCCAGGCCGCAGGGUCGGCUCGAGGGAUGCCAGCCGGCCGGCGCGGACGGCGGGCUGAGGGGCUUCGCCUGACGAACUGAGUUGGCCUCGCGCCGCCAGCGUCUGCCCGCCCCUGCCGCGUCUGCAGCUCGGAGGGGACUCCUAAGUCUGCGCACCUCUGUCGAGCUUUUUGCCUCUGCCACUCCUUUCGCUCUGCUUCCCGAAUUUCUUAUCUUUCCGAGGGAGCGUGCGGUCUGCGGGCGCGUGCGCGUGUGCAAAAGACCCCUCUCGCGGAGCGGCGUGUGGGAAACUGCAGGAAAAUGUUGACCUAACCCCAGGAGCCGCCCGGCGCUGGCUGCUUGGCUGGAGGAGGAGGCGGCGGCGGCGGCGGCCAAGCAGGAGGACGCGCCGAGCCACGGCGCUGCUUCCCGCUCGGACUCGGCGGCCGGCGACCCGCUCGCGGCCGGCCUGGACCCUCGCCGGCCCGGGUGGCCGCUGCCCUCUGCGCCUCUCUCCGCGCGGUCCCCGCGCCAGACGGCCUGCCCCCGGGGGCGCGCUCUCAGACCGAGAUAUGAGGAUCAAUGAUGCAGACCGCUGGGUUCGAUGAAGCUGGACAUUUAUAACUAGAUUCAUUAAGGAAUACAAAGAAAAUAUUUAAAGGGAUCAAUAAUGGUGUCUUCUGGUUGCAGAAUGCGAAGCCUGUGGUUUAUCAUUAUAAUCAGCUUCUUACCGAAUACAGAAGGUUUCAGCAGAGCAGCUUUACCAUUUGGGUUAGUUCGUAGAGAAUUAUCCUGUGAAGGUUAUUCUAUAGAUCUACGAUGUCCCGGCAGUGAUGUCAUCAUGAUUGAGAGCGCUAACUAUGGUCGGACAGACGACAAGAUUUGUGAUGCUGACCCAUUUCAGAUGGAGAAUACAGACUGCUACCUCCCAGAUGCCUUCAAAAUUAUGACUCAAAGGUGCAACAAUCGAACACAGUGUAUAGUAGUUACUGGGUCAGAUGUAUUUCCUGAUCCAUGUCCUGGAACAUACAAAUAUCUUGAGGUCCAAUAUGAAUGUGUCCCUUACAUUUUUGUGUGCCCUGGGACCUUGAAAGCAAUUGUGGAUUCACCAUGUAUAUAUGAAGCUGAACAAAAGGCAGGUGCUUGGUGCAAGGACCCUCUUCAGGCUGCAGAUAAAAUUUAUUUCAUGCCCUGGACUCCAUAUCGUACUGAUACUUUAAUAGAAUAUGCUUCUUUAGAAGAUUUCCAAAACAGUCGCCAAACAACAACAUACAAACUUCCAAAUCGAGUAGAUGGUACUGGAUUUGUGGUAUAUGAUGGUGCUGUCUUCUUUAACAAAGAAAGAACAAGGAAUAUUGUGAAAUUUGACUUGAGGACUAGAAUUAAGAGUGGAGAGGCCAUAAUUAACUAUGCUAACUAUCAUGAUACCUCACCAUAUAGAUGGGGAGGAAAAACUGAUAUUGACCUAGCAGUUGAUGAAAAUGGCUUAUGGGUCAUUUAUGCCACUGAACAGAACAAUGGAAUGAUAGUUAUUAGCCAACUGAAUCCAUACACUCUUCGCUUUGAAGCAACGUGGGAGACUGUGUAUGACAAGCGAGCUGCAUCAAAUGCUUUUAUGAUCUGUGGAGUCCUUUAUGUGGUCAGGUCAGUUUAUCAAGACAAUGAGAGUGAAACAGGCAAGAAUGCAAUUGAUUAUAUUUACAAUACCCGAUUAAACCGAGGAGAAUAUGUAGAUGUUCCCUUCCCCAACCAGUAUCAGUAUAUUGCUGCAGUGGAUUACAAUCCAAGAGAUAACCAACUCUACGUGUGGAACAAUAACUUCAUUUUACGAUAUUCUCUGGAGUUUGGUCCACCUGAUCCUGCCCAAGUGCCUACCACAGCUGUGACAGUAACUUCUUCAGCUGAGAUGUUCAAAACCACAGUAUCAACCACAAGCCCUUCACAGAAAGGCCCCAUGAGCACAACUGUAGCUGGAUCUCAGGAAGGAAGCAAAGGGACAAAACCACCUCCAGCAGUUUCUACAACCAAAAUUCCUCCUGUAACAAAUAUUUUUCCCCUGCCAGAGAGAUUCUGUGAAGCAUUAGACGCAAGGGGGAUAAGGUGGCCUCAGACACAAAGGGGAAUGAUGGUUGAACGACCAUGUCCCAAGGGAACGAGAGGAACUGCCUCGUAUCUCUGCAUGCUUUCCACUGGAACAUGGAACCCUAGGGGCCCCGAUCUUAGCAACUGUACCUCACACUGGGUAAAUCAGCUGGCUCAGAAGAUCAGAAGUGGAGAAAACGCUGCUAGCCUUGCCAAUGAACUGGCUAAACAUACCAAAGGGCCAGUGUUUGCUGGGGACGUGAGUUCUUCAGUGAGGUUGAUGGAGCAGUUGGUGGACAUUCUUGAUGCGCAGCUGCAGGAACUGAAACCUAGUGAAAAGGAUUCAGCUGGACGGAGUUAUAACAAGCUCCAAAAACGAGAGAAGACAUGCAGGGCUUACCUUAAGGCAAUUGUUGACACAGUGGACAACCUUCUGAGACCUGAAGCUUUGGAAUCAUGGAAACACAUGAAUUCUUCUGAACAAGCGCAUACUGCAACAAUGCUACUGGAUACGUUGGAAGAAGGAGCUUUUGUCCUGGCUGACAAUCUCGUAGAACCAACCAGGGUCUCAAUGCCCACAGAAAAUAUUGUUCUGGAAGUUGCAGUGCUCAGUACAGAAGGACAGGUCCAAGACUUCAAAUUUCCUCUGGGCAUCAAAGGGGCAGGCAGCUCAAUCCAACUCUCUGCGAAUACCGUCAAACAGAACAGCAGGAAUGGUCUUGCAAAGUUGGUGUUCAUCAUUUACCGGAGUCUGGGACAGUUCCUUAGUACAGAAAAUGCAACCAUAAAACUGGGUGCUGACUUUAUUGGUCGAAAUAGCACCAUUGCAGUGAAUUCCCAUGUCAUUUCAGUUUCAAUCAAUAAAGAAUCCAGCCGAGUAUACUUGACAGAUCCUGUGCUUUUUACCCUACCACACAUUGAUCCUGACAAUUAUUUCAAUGCAAACUGCUCCUUCUGGAACUACUCAGAGAGAACUAUGAUGGGAUAUUGGUCUACCCAGGGCUGCAAGCUGGUUGACACUAAUAAAACUCGUACAACGUGUGCGUGCAGCCACCUAACCAAUUUUGCAAUUCUCAUGGCCCACAGGAAAAUUUCAUACAAAGAUGGAGUUCACGAAUUACUUCUUACAGUCAUCACCUGGGUGGGAAUUGUCAUUUCCCUUGUUUGUCUGGCUAUCUGCAUCUUCACCUUCUGCUUUUUCCGUGGUCUACAGAGUGACCGUAAUACAAUUCACAAGAACCUUUGUAUCAACCUUUUCAUUGCUGAAUUUAUUUUCCUAAUAGGCAUUGAUAAGACAAAAUACAUGAUAGCAUGCCCAAUAUUUGCAGGACUUCUACACUUUUUCUUUCUGGCUGCUUUUGCUUGGAUGUGCCUAGAAGGUGUGCAGCUCUAUCUGAUGUUAGUUGAAGUUUUUGAAAGUGAAUAUUCAAGGAAGAAAUAUUACUAUGUUGCCGGUUACUUGUUUCCUGCCACAGUGGUUGGUGUUUCAGCUGCUAUUGACUAUAAGAGCUAUGGAACAGAAAAAGCUUGCUGGCUUCAUGUUGAUAACUAUUUCAUAUGGAGUUUCAUUGGACCUGUUACCUUCAUUAUUCUGCUAAAUAUUAUCUUCCUGGUGAUCACAUUGUGCAAAAUGGUGAAGCACUCAAACACAUUGAAACCAGAUUCUAGCAGGUUGGAAAACAUUAAGUCUUGGGUGCUUGGCGCUUUUGCUCUUCUGUGUCUUCUUGGCCUAACCUGGUCAUUUGGGUUGCUUUUUAUUAAUGAGGAGACUAUUGUGAUGGCUUAUCUCUUCACCAUCUUUAAUGCUUUCCAGGGAGUGUUCAUUUUCAUCUUUCACUGUGCUCUCCAAAAGAAAGUACGAAAAGAAUAUGGCAAGUGCUUCAGACACUCGUAUUGCUGCGGCAGCCUCCCAACUGAGAGCCCUCACAGCUCAGUGAAGGCGUCCACCACCAGAACCAGUGCUCGGUAUUCCUCUGGCACACAGAGUCGUAUAAGAAGGAUGUGGAAUGACACUGUGAGAAAACAAUCUGAAUCGUCUUUUAUCUCAGGUGACAUCAAUAGCACUUCAACACUUAAUCAAGGACAUUCACUGAACAAUGCCAGGGAUACAAGUGCCAUGGAUACUCUACCGCUAAAUGGUAACUUUAACAACAGCUACUCACUACGCAAGGGGGACUAUAAUGACAGCGUGCAAGUCGUGGACUGUGGACUAAGUCUGAAUGAUUCCGCUUUUGAGAAAAUGAUCAUUUCAGAAUUAGUGCACAACAACCUGCGGGGCAGCAGCAAGGCUCACAACCUCGAGCUCACACUACCAGUCAAACCUGUGAUUGGAGGGGGCAGCAGCGAAGAUGACGCUAUCGUGGCAGAUGCUUCGUCUUUAAUGCACAGUGACAACCCAGGGCUGGAGCUCCAUCACAAAGAACUCGAGGCACCGCUCAUUCCUCAGCGGACUCACUCCCUUCUGUACCAACCCCAGAAGAAAGCGAAGCCCGAGGGGACUGACAGCUACGUCUCCCAGCUGACAGCUGAGGCCGAGGACCACCUGCAGUCCCCCAACAGAGACUCUCUUUACACAAGCAUGCCCAACCUUAGAGACUCUCCGUAUCAGGAGAGCAGCCCCGACAUGGAAGAAGACCUGUCUCCAUCCAGGAGGAGUGAGAACGAGGACAUUUACUAUAAGAGCAUGCCAAACCUUGGAGCUGGCCAUCAGCUUCAGAUGUGCUACCAGAUCAGCAGGGGCAAUAGUGAUGGUUACAUAAUCCCCAUUAACAAAGAAGGGUGUAUUCCAGAAGGAGAUGUCAGAGAAGGACAAAUGCAGCUGGUGACAAGUCUUUAAUAGUGCAGCUAAGGAAUUCCAGCGGCCCCAUGCAAGUGUUAGUAAAUAAAGACAGGCUCCAUGGCCUGAUACAGCUCCCUCAAACUCUGCUUGAAGAGAUGGGUCUGUUGACCUGUGGUUCUCCAGUGUAAAAAAGAUGACUGAACCUUGCAGUUCUGUGAAUUUUUAUAUAACAUACAAAAACUUUGUAUAUACACAGAGUAUACUAAAAUGAAUUAUUUGUUACAAAGAAAAGAGAUGCCAACCAGGUAUUUUAAGUUUCUGCUGCUGUUUAGAGAAAUUGUGAAACAAGCGAAACAAAACUUUCCAGCCAUUUUACUGCAGCAGUUUGUGAACUAAAUUUGUAAAUAUGGCUGCACCAUUUUUGUAGGCCUGCAUUGUAUUAUAUACAAGACGUAGGCUUUAAAAUCCUGUGGGACAAAUUUACUGUACCUUACUGUUCCUGACAAGACUUGGAAAAGCAGGAGAGCUAUUCUGCAUCAGUUUGCAGUUAACUGCAAACCUUUUACAUUAAGGCAAAGAUUGAAAACAUGUUUAACCACUAGCAAUCAAGCCACAGGCCUUAUUUCAUAUGUUUCCUCAACUGUACAAUGACCUAUUCAAAAAUGGCUAAAGAAAUUAUAUUUUGUUCUAUUGCUAGGGUGAAAUAAAUACAUUUGUGUCCAACGGAAAUAUAAUUGUCAUUAAAAUAAUUUUAGAGUUUGGAGAAAAUAUUGUGUGAAGCUCAUGGUUGCACAUAUGUUAUCAAAUGUUUUUUCUUACACUUUGUCAUUGUAAGUUCUACCCAUUUUCACUUAUUUUCCACUGUAUACGGUGUUCUGCUUUGACAAGUUAGUCCUUAUUCUUACAUUUUAAUUUCUUAUGGCCAAAAGAACGUGUUUUAUGGGGAAAAAAACUCUUUGAAGCCAGUUAUGCCAUGCCUUGCACAAAUGUGGUGAAAUCUGGAAAAGAUUGUUUGUCACCCCUCUGUUUGUUCUUGAACAGGGGCCAAAGAGGGCACUGGGCACUUCUCACAAACUUUCUAGUGAACAAAAGGUGCCUAUUCUUUUUUAAAAAGUAAAAUUAAACAUAAAUAUUACUCUUCCAUAUUCCUUCUGCCUAUAUUUAGUAAUUAAUUUAUUUUAUGAUAAAGUUCUAGUGAAAUGUAAAUUGUUUCAGCAAAAUUCUGAUUUUCUUUUCAUCCCUUUGUGUAAACCUGUUAAUAAUGAACCCAUCACUAAUAUCCAGUGUAAAGUUUAACACGGUUUGACAGUAAAUAAAUGUGAAUUUUUUCAAGUA
This is a messenger RNA of Aethalodelphis obliquidens (Pacific white-sided dolphin), 6481 nucleotides long. RefSeq names its product adhesion G protein-coupled receptor L2 (gene ADGRL2). The coding region runs from base 956 to 5203 and encodes 1415 amino acids. Gene Ontology annotation, biological process: cell surface receptor signaling pathway; adenylate cyclase-activating G protein-coupled receptor signaling pathway. Gene Ontology annotation, molecular function: carbohydrate binding; G protein-coupled receptor activity. Gene Ontology annotation, cellular component: plasma membrane. The transcript is spliced from 21 exons. NCBI's taxonomy places the organism in Eukaryota, Metazoa, Chordata, Mammalia, Artiodactyla, Delphinidae. The record is from RefSeq and is a predicted model, not a curated record.